UCUUCCAAACGUAACAAUACAGUAUUGAAUAUCAAACAUGCAUUUAACUGUAAACAAAGUUUCACAAUUUGUAUAUUCUAAUAUCCUGAAACCUCGGAAUAUCAGAUACUACUGUAAAAAUGUGAAAGAUACAGAAAUUCCUAAGAACCCACUGAAAAAAUAUUAUGGUGCAAGCGAUCAAGUCACUAAUGGUUAUAUAUAUGAUAAAAAACCUUUCAAAUACACUUGUGUAGCUGGUAAAAAAUAUUCAUGGUGUUUAUGUGGUAAAAGUGCCAAACAACCAUUUUGUGAUGGCACACAUAAUAAUAUACAUCUUAAAAUAAAGCAAAAGCCUAUAUUUUUCACUGUUGAAGAAACCAAAGAUUAUUGGCUUUGCAAUUGCAAACAAACAUCGAAUCGACCUUUUUGCGACGGUACGCAUCUAAGAGAAGAUAUUCAAGAAAAGAGAAGAUAA
Habropoda laboriosa is the source of this 454-nucleotide messenger RNA. RefSeq names its product CDGSH iron-sulfur domain-containing protein 3, mitochondrial. Gene Ontology annotation, molecular function: 2 iron, 2 sulfur cluster binding. Gene Ontology annotation, cellular component: intracellular membrane-bounded organelle. Bases 38 to 454 code for a protein of 138 amino acids. The transcript has 2 exons. Lineage: Eukaryota; Metazoa; Arthropoda; Insecta; Hymenoptera; Apidae. The record is from RefSeq and is a predicted model, not a curated record.